This is a messenger RNA of Cornus florida, 1508 nucleotides long. RefSeq lists its product as uncharacterized. Bases 82 to 1152 code for a protein of 356 amino acids. NCBI's taxonomy places the organism in Eukaryota, Viridiplantae, Streptophyta, Magnoliopsida, Cornales, Cornaceae. The transcript has 4 exons. Gene Ontology annotation, cellular component: chloroplast. The record is from RefSeq and is a predicted model, not a curated record.
GUGUAUAUAUAUAUAUGUGGGUAUAGAAGGGGGAGGGAGAGGAAAUAGAGAAACAGCAAACAGAAGAUUGGAGAAGUGAAAAUGGUGGCAAUCUCUCUGUAUAGAGGCAACCUCCACAGGGUUCCCGAUGCCCCUCGUCGAUGGCUGAUGCCAACUCCUAAAAUCUCCCUCAAAGACUUCAAGAUCCUUCUCCACCGCCGCUCCACUGCCCUCUCUCGCCUCCUCACCACCACUACCACCAUCGCCACCACCUCUAACCCUAACCCUAAAGACAAUGAAUUUUCCAGCAAUGAACCCCAGCCUCCUCCAUCGGAGCCACCAAGGGUUAGCAAUCCUGAGGAAGGGCCUUCUUCGUUUCAAGAGGAAGUCAAGGACCACAGAGGAUCGGACGGUGGUGGUGGUGGUUCGGAGAAACCGGUUGAUGGAUCUGAUACCAGACCGGUAGUACCUGAAAGCAGCUCCAAUCCAGUGGACUCACGUGGUGAUUCACGAGGUGAAAAGCCUGUGGCUUCCGAGAACCCUAACACAGAGCUGCAGACAAAUGAAAAAAUUGAUGCAUUGCCAUUAACUGAUAGAGAGAAAAGGAAAAGAGAGGUCGAAGAAAAGUUGCAGAAUUUGAAAGCAAAGAAACAUAAUUUAGUACAAGUGCUAAAACAGAUAUUAAACGCAGAAGAAGAAUUGAAGAGACGAAGUAAUAUUCCAUUUCAAGGAAUGGCAAUGCGUCCAUCUGUUCCACUUCAAGUGGAUACUGCAAAUGAUUCUGGAUCAAUGAGUAGGCAUGCUACUCCUAGGAUUGGCUCAGAGGGAAACCUUGGCAGUGAUAUGGAAGGAGGAGAAGCUGAUGAUGUUUCAAACCAUAAUGUUCAUUCUCGUCAUUUGCUUCGAAUGAGCAGUACAUCGCCAUCUUCAGAUUCUCCUUAUAGAAGGCCUGCCUAUAUCCAACAUAAUACGGUUCCACACCCUUCUCGAGCGAAUGCGGCAGUUGCUGGUAGUCCAUCACGCUUUGCUCCCUCAGGGCACCAAGGUCACCCCGCAAAUCUGCCUACAGUCUCUGUAUCUGGAACAAAUUACGUUGCCUCCUCUCCCUCCCCUGCCGCAUCUGGUGGCACUUCAGCAUUCAGAGAUGGCCGACUGUCAAGUCCAUGGAAUUAGAAGCUUUGCUGCCUCCUCGUAUAUCGAGAAACAUAUUAUGCUUUAAUUCUGCAACCUGGCUCAAAUAUGUUUGGAGCUUAGGUUUUGAAUGUCGUUGGGAGUACGAUGAGUGAGUUGCAGCUGGAACAUGAAGACUCUCAAUUUGAAUAGUCGUUCAGCAGAACAGAUCCAGAAAUCCCAUUUCACCAUAUAGUGUAUUGUUCGCAUCUUCCAUAGCCGGAGUGCAAGGCUAGUAUCAUUUCACGUCUCACCCACCAUGAUGUUGUAAAUUCGAAUGUGUCGGCUACCAUUACAAAUCUAAGCCGUAUAUGUGUUUAAAGAAACGAAUUACUUAAAGACUCUUUCUGUUCUGAUCA